Messenger RNA from Candoia aspera, 1548 nucleotides. It is a transcript of the gene CD5, whose product is annotated as CD5 molecule. Gene Ontology annotation, cellular component: plasma membrane. Bases 43 to 1245 code for a protein of 400 amino acids. NCBI's taxonomy places the organism in Eukaryota, Metazoa, Chordata, Lepidosauria, Squamata, Candoiidae. The record is from RefSeq and is a predicted model, not a curated record. Gene Ontology annotation, biological process: T cell costimulation. The transcript is spliced from 10 exons.
AAGCCACGGCAAGGACAGAAAAGGGGUGCUUGUAUACAUCGGAUGUGGUGGAACAGACUAAUGAGAUCCACACACCUUCUAGACUUUAUCCAACUGAUGUUGGUGGAGAUGUGGGUGGUCAUUUGUCACAGUGGACAAAGUAAGAGUCCUGAAGAACUGAAGUUGAGGCUUAAUGGAGCAGGCUACAGAUGUUCCGGGUGGCUGGAGGUGCUCCAUGCGGCCAAAUGGAAGAGAAUUGACAGCAGAAAUUUUACACAGCAGAAUGCAGAACUCGCCUGUAGACAACUUGGUUGCCUCUUCCCCUUCGGGAUCUUGCAACCAUAUGCCGAAGAACCAGGGAAGCAUGAGACUUGCCUGAUGACCUGCCAAGGGAAUGAAACAGCUCUCAAAGGCUGCAUAGCUUGUGAUUCCCAUGAUUUCUUCUCUCUGGGUGUGUUCCUAGUUUGUCAAGCAGAUGGAAGAGGUUCUGAGAUUUUUUUCCACCUUCCCAGCCUCAGAGCACUGAGGCUUCUGUGCAAACCACCCGUUUUCCAGCCUACAACAGCACCACUGGUGACCUCCUCAAAGCCCUUCGAACAUCCAAGGACAAAGCUUGAAGAAGGAACCUCCUUGUGCUCAGGGACUUUGGAGCCAGACGUUGAAGGCUACAUAAAAAUGCUUUGCCUGAGUUUACAAAGAUGGUGGAAUGGGCUGGUACCCAGGCUCUGCCAGGGGGCAAACUGUGAAAGUGCAGGACCCAAGGAUGAGAACAGGGAGAAGUCUCUGCACCGCUGGGAGAAGCUGCAGUGUGAGCAAAGGAAUCUUAGCAUAGACUGCUUGGGAAGCACCCAGGACUGCUUGAGCCUAACCCUGGUUCGAUGCACUGAUCAAGAUUUGAAGUCCCAGAAAUCCAGUUCAGAGACUGUCUUAGGAAUUCUGCUUGGUCUUGUUCUUACUGCCAUUCUUCUGAGUAUCUGUGUUCUUCCUACCUACAAAAAAAUUAUGAAAAAAUAUUCCAGGAAGAAGCAGCAACAAUGGAUUGGCCCAAGUGGGGUGAACCAAAAUGUUUCAUUCCAUCGCAAGAGCUCUACUGCCUUCCAGACACAUCUUGAAAGCCAGGUUGUUCAGGGAGAGGAGAAUAAAGCCUCCAAGAAAACUUAUCUCUCACCCUAUGCAGCAUUGGAAGGGGCAACCAACAGAUCUCCCAGCCCUUUGGAUAACUCCUCUGACAGUGAUUAUGAUUUAUGUUCUGCGCAGCAGCUGUAAACUACGCGAAGUAUGGACGACGCUCCUUCCCAUUCACCUGCAGUAUAAGGCUAAGGUGGCAUUGGAGUGACCCAGGUUCCCGUCCAUCCUCAGCUCACCAGAUGACUUCAGGCCAGUCACUCUCUCCCAAGCUUAACCCACCUCACAGGGUUGUUGUGGGGAAAAACUGGAGGGGAAUGCAAUAUGUAUGGUUUGAGCUUCUGAACAAUAGGCCCAAUAUAAAUCUAAUAAAUGAAUAAAUGAAUAUCCUUUGAUUGAAUAGUAAAUUCCAGGAACUUUAUCACCGCAAUAAAUUUAAAGCAG